AUGGAUUCAGACAAAGUUACGAUGCUAAGAUAUCGAGGCUCCAAGCUAGCCAAAGUGAAAAAGUUGGAUAUGUUUCCGAAAAUCGAAGAAACGUAUAAAGAAACAAGUAGAGUAGGUGGAACUUUCUCAUUAGUCAGUUUUGUACUGAUAGGCUGGUUGGUUUAUUCGGAAAUUAGGUAUUACUUAGAUAGCAAGUUUGUUUUUAAAUUCUCCCCCGACACUGAUUUGGAUCAGAAGCUGAAAAUUAAUGUGGAUCUAACUAUUGCCAUGCCAUGUCACAACUUGGGAGCAGACAUUUUGGACUCAACCAACCAAAACACAUUCAAAUUUGGCCAAUUGGAGGAAGAAGACACGUGGUUUGAGUUGGCGCCAAAUCAACAAAUGCACUUUGAAAACAAAAAACACUUUAACUCGUACCUAAGAGAAGAAUACCACGCUGUGAAAGAUUUGCUGUGGAAAAACAGUUUUUCCUCCAGUUUCGGCAACUUACCUCCCAGAAGCCAUUUCCCGGACACGCCAUACGACGCGUGUAGGAUUCACGGUUCCCUGGAACUCAACAAAGUUGCAGGGAAUUUUCACAUAACGGCCGGGAAAAGCAUUAAUCUGCCUAGGGGGCACAUCCAUAUAAGCGCCUUUAUGUCCGACAGAGACUACAAUUUUAGUCAUAGAAUUAAUAAGUUCAGUUUUGGUGAUUCUAGUCCUGGUAUUGUUCACCCUCUAGAAGGAGAUGAAGUUAUUGCAACAAAUGGGAUGAUUUUAUACAACUACUUCAUUGAAAUCGUACCCACAAAUGUGAAAACAUUUCUUACUUCUGUGGACACUUUCCAAUACAGUGUGAAAGAACUGAGUAGACCAAUUGACCAUGAUAAGGGCAGCCACGGUAUGCCCGGAAUAUUUUUUAAAUAUGACGUUUCCGCUCUAAAAGUCACUGUACGACAAGAAAGAGACCAUUUGGGGACCUUUUUAGCUAGGUUAUGUUCUAUUAUAGGAGGAGUUUAUGUUUGUUCAGGUAUUUUAAAUAGUCUUGUACAAAUUGUUUUUAAUUUUAUUAUGUGUAAUUGGAGUAAAAAAUCUGAAGAAAAAGAAAGUAUUUAUAAAAAAAGUGAAGAACCUAAUGUGAUACCUUUCCAACCUCGUAGUUAUUAA
Messenger RNA from Brassicogethes aeneus, 1146 nucleotides. Lineage: Eukaryota; Metazoa; Arthropoda; Insecta; Coleoptera; Nitidulidae. The record is from the annotation of a GenBank genome assembly.